Messenger RNA from Cadophora gregata, 6585 nucleotides. RefSeq lists its product as uncharacterized. Gene Ontology annotation, molecular function: zinc ion binding; ubiquitin protein ligase activity. NCBI's taxonomy places the organism in Eukaryota, Fungi, Ascomycota, Leotiomycetes, Helotiales, Ploettnerulaceae. Gene Ontology annotation, biological process: protein ubiquitination; ubiquitin-dependent protein catabolic process via the N-end rule pathway. Gene Ontology annotation, cellular component: ubiquitin ligase complex; cytoplasm. The coding region runs from base 1 to 6585 and encodes 2194 amino acids. The record is from RefSeq and is a predicted model, not a curated record. The transcript has 2 exons.
AUGAUGGAGAAUCUGUCAACACAAGAGCAGCAGCUCUGCGACUUCCUCAAGACACAACCCCGCGUUCACAACAACCGGUACACAGAUUCCGCAGAGAAUGCUCUUCUCCAAGCGCUUUUCUGGUCUCUGGCAUGUGGACGACCAGAAUACCUAAAGCUUUUCUUCCCAGACAAUACUCGACCUCUACCAAAUGCAACCUGGAAGUUGCGACGAGCACAAGGCAACUCGGACGGAGAUGAGUUUACAGAGGCGGCGAGAGGCAAGGCCUGCGGUCAUAUCUUCAAAGCCGGCGAAGCUACAUACAGAUGUAAAACAUGUAGUCAAGAUGAUACUUGUGUUUUGUGCAGUCACUGCUACGAUGCCUCAGAUCAUGCAGGUCAUAUGGUAUACGUCAGUGUAUCUUUGGGCAACAGCGGAUGCUGCGACUGUGGAGAUCCUGAGGCAUGGAAACUCCCAGUACAUUGCUCGAUACACACACCUCAUGCAGACGAUUCACCAAACAAGGACAAAGGCAAGGCGCCUACCUUGCCGCAGGACUUAGUCGAAGCUAUCCGUAUGACUAUUGGGAGAGUGUUUGACUACAUCUGUGAUGUGAUCUCCUGUUCUCCAGAGCAGCUCCGUUUACCGAAGUCUCGAGAAACGAUUCUUCUAGAUGAGAAAUUGUCUCGACUUACCUCAAGAUAUUAUCAGGGAGAUAUAGUGGAGGAGCCUUACGAGUUUGCCUUGUUAUUAUGGAACGAUGAGAAACAUACGGUCAAUGAGGUUCGGGAUCAGGUCGCCAGGGCCUGUAAGGUUUCCAUUGCAGAAGGUAUGCAGAGAGCCAAUGAGACGGACGAUGUUGGCCGAAGUAUUGUCAAGUACGGCUUCGAUGUGGAUGAUCUGCUUCAUGUUUCGAAGGUUAUCGAACAGAUAAAGGUUACCGUUACCAUUCGGUCUGCAAGAGAUACGUUCCGAGAACAGAUGUGUGGCACCAUUAUUGAGUGGUUGAGUGACAUUGCUGGAUGCAGUGUUGGUCCAGAUCAUAAUAUCCUUCGCCAGGUCAUAUGCGAGGAGAUGCUCAAGGAAUGGAGCACAGGAAGCGAAGCCAGCAAUAAAUUCGUGGGCAUGAAGGGUAUCGAUGAUCACCAAAUCGAAGACAAUGCUGUUUAUAACAACAUCAAUCGAGGCUUGAUGUUUCCGGAUGCUGCAGCUUGGAGAGCAGCCGCCAUGGCAGCAAAUGCUCGAGCAGAAGACUCAAGCGAAGAUGAUGACGACGAUGGAGACGACGGAGAUGCCGAAGUAGAUGAUGAAGCCUCGGAUGAGGAUGAGGAUGAUGAAGUCGAUCGAAUCAUGAUGAAUUUGGUAACCGGGGAUGAUGAUGGAUCUGAUUUUGGGGAGGGGGUCGCAACAAUUGUUGUCCCUGUGAACGCAACAUUCCCAUUCCAGGGUACCCAAACGACUGAUGCCGACGGUGAUAUCGACAUGAAUGCGAAUGAUACCGAAACCUCGCCAAUGGAGGAAUCAGAAGCUACAAUGGCCGGUUAUCCCCCUCCUCCACCUCCGCCACCUCCUCCAGCUCGGCCUAUCAGGGACAGAGAUCUUACUCCUUCCGAUUCUGACACCGCUGAAAUGCAACCGUUGAUCUCUCAUAAUGUAUACGCCAAGGCAAAUAUCGAAAUUCCAAAGACUCCGGGGCCAACUCGUCAUGUGCCUGCACCACCAAGCCCUCCCCGAUACUGGUUGGAAACACCACCAGCAUUUAGUGACAGAGAUUCCGUACCACUCCACGAAGACUUAUGGAAACGUCUUCGACUGGACUGGAUGAUACUGUUCGACUUGAGAAUGUGGAAGAAGGUUCGUGUUGAUCUACGAGAUCUGUACAUAUCCACAGUCGUUUCAAUCCCGGAGUUCAAGCGGGUUCUUGGACUGCGAUUUGCAGGUCUAUACACGACUUUGGCGCAGCUGUAUCUCAUCGCCGACCGAGAACCAGACCACUCCAUUAUCAACAUUUCCCUCCAGAUGUUGACGACGCCAACUAUCACCGCUGAAAUAGUCGAGCGAGGAAAUUUCUUGACCAAUUUAAUGGCAAUACUGCACACCUUCUUGACCACGAGACAAGUCGGUCACCCCCAUGAGAUCAGCCCGAAUGCUACGCUGGCAUUUGAUUCUGGUUCUGUCACAAACCGUAGGAUGUACCAUUUUUUCAUGGACUUGAGAUAUCUCUUCAGCUCCGAGCACGUUCAGGAAAAGCUGCGUACUGAAGAUAGAUAUAUGAUGCAGUUCUUGGACCUUGUGAAAUUACAUCAAGGGAUUUGUCCAAAUCUGAGGGCUGUUGGAGAGCAUGUCGAGUAUGAGACCGAUGCCUGGAUCAGUGCAUCAUUGAUCACCCGCGAGAUCAACAGAUUAUGCAGACAGUUCUCCGAAUCGUUCAAAUGGAGUGUGGGCGAAGACCAGACGUUUAUCUCCAAAGCCAUCAGACUUGCUGCCAAGACUGUUAUCCUCAACUCGUUAGGCACAGAAAGAAAACGAUUCCUACAAGCAGAGAUCAAGGACGAGAUCAAGUUCAAGAAGGUUGGCGACUAUGAGUUUGAUACGACCGAGAUGUCAAACAGUGUUCUCCAACACUCUGUCGUGAAAUUUGUUGUUGAGGCCCAGCCGAUCAGCUUUCACCACGCCCUCCACUACACCUUAUCAUGGCUUAUUGAGUGUGGCAAGAAUAUGUCACGAGAGGAGCUCACGCAACUUCUGAGCUUCACCACCUCAGAUCUUACACAGAAGCCAAGAGCUAUGGGUCAACGAGCAAUGCCAAUCCAGUCCUACACUCCUGAAGAUCACCUGAUGGCUGCUUUUGACUACCCCCUCCGUGUCUGCGCAUGGUUAGCUCAGAUGAAAGCCGGCAUGUGGGUGAGAAAUGGGAUGAGCCUUCGUCAUCAGAUGGGUACAUAUCGUGGCGUUAGCCAGCGAGAUGUCUCUCACCACAGAGAUAUUUUCUUACUUCAAACUGCUAUGGUCGUAUGUCCGCCAUCCCGAGUUCUAGUGUCGAUCAUUGAUCGGUAUGGACUAGAACACUGGAUGAAGGGUAUUUACGAGCAGAAGGGCGAUGGAUUAGAGGAUGGACACGUUCUCGAUGUUGUCGAGGAUUUGAUCCACCUUCUGAUCGUCUUGAUCAGCGACAGAACAUCGCUUGCUUCAACCGAUCCACAUGUCUUGGCGAUGCGUCGUGAUAUCACUCAUGUUCUCUGCUUCAAGCCAUUAUCGUUUUCUGAAAUCUGCAGCAAGCUGCCCGACAAAUUCCAAGAUCAAGAAGAAUGUCAAAACAUCCUCGAUGAGAUGACGAUUUUUAAGGCUCCAGAGGGCCUUUCAGACGUUGGCACGUUUGAGCUCAAACCAGAGUUCUUGGAAGAUAUCGAUCCUUACAUCGCUCACUAUAACAAGAACCAGAGAGAAGAAUCGGAGAUGGCGUACAAGAAUUCAAUCGCGAAAAAGACUGGGAGAGCAGCUUCAGACAUCGUGUACGAACCAAAGCUUCGACCAGUAGAGUCACGAGCAUUUGCAGAUCUUUCGGCUUUCACCAGAACUGGCAUUUUUGCACAGAUCAUCUACUAUGCUCUGUUAUACCCAAUGAAAGCGCAAGAGCUGACGCCUUCGGUUCCAGUCACAAGGGUAGAAGCAUUCCUACAAGUUGUUUUGCAUCUGGUACUCAUCGCUAUCUCCGAGGACAAGACUGACGAAGAUGAGAUGUCCGAGGAAUCGCUCCAGUCUUUCGUUUACAUCGCCUUGACGCAAGCAGGUCGUAGCAACUUUCUGUCCAAUGCGCCGGCCUCAAAAACCAUUGCAUCCAUUCUCGAGAUUCUCUCUCGGAAAGAGGAAUACAAAGCCUGUCACCCCAAGAUCACUCUGGUGCUGAAGCGGAUGAAGCAGAAGCAACCGCGCAAUUUUGAGAACGCAUUUGCUAGACUUGGUGUGCCAAUCGAUCGCAUCUCUACGGCAUCUCCUGCCAACAGUAACAUCCUCGAGGAGCGAGAGAAAAAGAAGCAAGCAGCAAUGGCGCGGCAAGCCAAGGUCAUGGCGCAGUUCCAGCAACAGCAAAAGAAUUUCCUCGAUAACCAAGGUGAUAUUGACUGGGGCGAAGAUGAUGUCAGUGAUGAGAAUUUAGAGGUCGAAGCCGAAGAUGACCACAAGACCUAUUGGCAAUAUCCUUCAGGCACAUGCAUCCUAUGUCAAGAGGAGACUAAAGACGGCCGACUUUACGGAACGUUCGCUUUGAUGACCAAGAGCAAUAUUCUACGCCAAACAGAUUUCAGCGAUCCUGACUUUGUCCGCGAAGUUACCAAGAUUCCUGCAAAUCUUGAUCAAUCCGCUGACAAUGUUCGUCCAUUUGGUGUUGCCUGCGAAAAUCGAACCUCGGUUCCUAAAGUCACAUCCAGUGGUACUGAGAUAAUUGCAGAACGUCAGUUUAUUGGGAAAGGCUUUCCAGCAAGCUCAUCUCGAAUGGGCCCAAUAUCGUCAGGUUGCGGGCACAUUAUGCAUUACAAGUGCUUCGAAGUAUACUAUGAAGCUUCAACUCGAAGACAUCAGCAUCAGAUUGCUCGCCAUCAUCCAGAGAAUAUUGAGCUGAACGAGUUCGUUUGUCCGUUGUGCAAGGCAUUGGGGAACACUUUCUUACCAAUCAUCUGGUCUCCCAAGGAAGAGCUGCCCCUGACGCGCUUCCAGCCCCAAUCCGAGUUUGCUGAUUGGGUCGCUCAUACAGCAGAUCCUAAUGCUCCAGGAAGGCCUCAUGGCAUUGACUAUGUUUCAGAAAGCGCAAGCAGUCGCACAUUCCAGGUCUUCAUGCAGAACAACAACUCAUUUCUUCCUGCGGCGCUAUCGUCUCGGGUGAUGGAGCUUUACCAUCCUUCCGAUUCAUGGGCCCAGCAUGUUCCCCGUAGCCCGGGACACGCAGAAGCCUACUCGGAGGUGCAGCCAAUGCCUCCAUUUAUCCCAAGACCGCAAGCACCAGCUGUUGUCUGGGCUAAUGACGGGGCCGCAUCGGGUAGUAACCAGGCUGCUCCAGCACCUCCCAUUUCCCCGAUGAAGGAGUUGAUACAAAUAUAUCGCCGGUUGAGAGAUACUAUGACUAAGAAUGAGCUCACAUCCAAUCAUCAAUUCCUCAAACCCCUUCCCUCUGGUGAGGGCACUGCUCCAAACGACAUUGGAUUCACAGAUACAAUCGCCCAAACCCUGGGCUACUCGAUAUCUUCGGUUGAAAUUCAACAACGUGGUGUUGGGAGUGAGGGCGGAAUGACAUUCAUCGAGACUGUGCCACAACAGGCACUUGCCCAUUUGAGAAUACUUUCGGAUACCGCUGCUUCAUAUAUCUCGAUCGGAGGAAUGAGGACCAGAGGUGAUAAUGUCGUUACCAGAGAGUUCUCAGCCGAUUACGAACGGCAGCACUUGCAGCUAUUCCUCCGCUUUGCAUCCAAUACCGGGCGGGACUUAAAUGAAGAGCUCAGUGCAUUGGCUAGGAAGGAUCAGACCUUGCUUAGUCAAGAUACGUUCGUCUUCCUUACAGAGUGCUCGCUCUGUCUCGCUCCUGUGGAUAAUAUGGAUAUUGUCCACAUCGCACAGCUUUGUUAUCUUGCCGAGCUCGUAAAAGUUGCAAUCAAAAUGAGUCGCAACAAGGGCAAUUCGGAGUACCUCCGGUGGAUUGCCUCCUACCCCGGCCAAUCCGAAUCCAUGACUCUUUUUGCAAACUUUUGCUAUACCGUUCGCGAAUGGGACUUGGAAGAUUGGAACCACGACAAGGAUGGUCCGAUGAGCACUGCAAUGGAGCAAGAAUGUUUCAAUGGCCUGCAAUCAAUCAUAGAUUUCAUGAAGAAGUAUGCACUGGUCUUCCUUCGCAAGGCGGCUCUGCUCCUUCAUGUCCGUCACGGAGCCGCAUUCCAAGACUUCAUCUCAACCAACCCAUCUGCUGAUGAGUUGGAUCGUCUAUCCGAGGCCAUGCAUCUACCCUCUUUUGACAACAUGUUGCGCUCCAUAUUCGAGAGUCCACACCUCAACACCCUCGUUUAUGGCUGGGUCAGACACGCCAGUAUUCCCAACGAACCACCCAGCAUCAUCCGCCUGAGCCACCCUGCCAUCUUCGAGUUGAUCGGCCUUCCCAAGAACUACGAUACUCUGAUGGAAGAGACCAUGAAGCGACGCUGCCCUACUACUGGCAAGGAUGUCUCCGAUCCAAUGCUUUGUCUCCACUGCGGCAUCAUCAUUUGCGGCCAGAGCAUCUGCUGCUUGAAACCUGCUUCGCCAACUAGAACUGGCCGAGGACAGUACAUAGGCGGUGCCCAACAGCACAUGCGCAAAUGCCAAAAGAACAUCGGUCUCUUCAUCAACAUCCGCAAGUGUACAGUCUUCUACGUUUACCACACGUCGGGCUCUUGGAUGGUCGCCCCUUACAUCGAUAAGUACGGCGAGGUCGACCCUGGACUCAGGCACAGUCGCCAAUUGUUCUUAAAUCAGAAGAGAUACGAUGCGUUGUUGCGUACCGUGUGGCUUGGCCAUGGUGUGCCAAGUGUCAUUAGUCGAAAGCUGGAGAUGGAUAUCAAUAACGGUGGCUGGGAGACUAUCUAG